AUGAGAUUCGGCACAACUUUAGUUCAAGGUAUACUAUUAUCAAGUGUCAUUGCUUCACCAAUUGCUUCCCCUGACGUUGCAGACGCUGAAAGUUUAGUUAUAGACUCUAAUAAUUCCACUGAUACCUUCAAGACUGAAGGUGGUGGUAAGCUUUGUUUUGGAGUGGUCUUUGUGAAGGUUCUUCAGCCUCAAAAUGUAUUACUGCUACAAAAAAAGAAGGUAUAA
Messenger RNA from Hansenula ciferrii, 225 nucleotides. RefSeq lists its product as uncharacterized. NCBI's taxonomy places the organism in Eukaryota, Fungi, Ascomycota, Saccharomycetes, Phaffomycetales, Wickerhamomycetaceae. The coding region runs from base 1 to 225 and encodes 74 amino acids. The record is from RefSeq and is a predicted model, not a curated record. The transcript has a single exon.